GCGGGCGUUCCUGCGGGGGGGCGGCGUCGCUUUACGGCCGCUUGGGGGCAUGAGCGUCUUCGACCUCUUCCGCGGCUUCUUCGGCUUCCGCGGGGAGCGGAGGACCCCCGACCCCUUUUGGGGGGCAUUCACCCGGGAUGACGAGGACGAGGACGACGAGGACGACGAGGAUGAUCUGGGUUUUAGAGAAAAUCACUUUUCCCCCGACGGCUUCAGUUUCGGCUUUACUUUCGAGCCGGGCGGCAUUCACUUCGACGACCAUUUUGGCUUCGAGCAGCUUUUCCAAGAUUUUAACAACUUCUUCAGCGACGUAGGAGCCCGGAGUCUGCCUCCCCCAUCUUUUGAAUUCCCUUGCCCGGAAACGCCCUCGCCACCAGCCGGCCACCCCCUUGAGAAGGGACAGACUCUGCGGGAUUCAAUGCUGAAAUGCCCAGACAGCCAUCGCCCUGGAGUAGAAGAGGGUCCAAAUCCUCCAAUUUCAGAGAGGAGGCCCUGGCCCCCUUUCCGGGGGCUUCCGGAGACCCAGCUGGACACCGCUGAUUUGAAAGAUUCUCCCAAAGAAGAUGGAGAUCUUGAUUCUCAGGUUACUUCCAAAGGCUUGCAAGUAAUUCUUCCCCCAGCCCAACCCAGGUCCUAUUUCAAAAGCGUCUCGGUCACAAAAGUGGUGGCACCGGAUGGGACCGUUGAAGAACGCCGGACUGUACGUGACAGCCAGGGCCAUGAGGAGACGGUUGUCACCCGGAGCAGGGGGGAAUCAACUUUGGGGCCUGAUGAUGGCCCAAGGCAUCCAGCCCCCUUCAGCUCCCGGCAGGAUGGGGACAUGAGCGACACGGAUUCCAUUCUGAACACCUUUUUCCGCCGCUGGUUUCCAAACCGGUAGUUCUGCUGGCAGGGAAGUCAGGUUUGCAUUGGUUUUCUACGCCUCGCCUCGCUCCUGCCCCACCCCUUCGUGGACCCCUUGCUGCGCCAUAGUCCGGAAAGAUGACAAAUACAAUAAAAAUAAAAAUCUCUUUUUAUGCUGGA
Molecule: messenger RNA, 1023 nt
Organism: Candoia aspera
Lineage: Eukaryota; Metazoa; Chordata; Lepidosauria; Squamata; Candoiidae
Gene: HAX1
Product: HCLS1 associated protein X-1
Exons: 8
Coding region: 50-880 (276 amino acids)
Biological process (GO): negative regulation of apoptotic process; regulation of actin filament polymerization
Cellular component (GO): sarcoplasmic reticulum; mitochondrion; clathrin-coated vesicle
Source: RefSeq, a predicted model, not a curated record